AUGAUUACUCGACAUAUCCACAUCGCUGUCCUCGAUACAGAUGUGCCCGUGCCCACUGUAUAUGCGGCUCGCGGUUUAUACAGCUCUCAGUUCCGGGUACUACUUCAAUCUGCUGCCACAAGAUUAAACCAGUCUAUAAAGAACAAUGCUGUAUCUGCAUCACAAAUACAAAUUCACACAUCCGCCUACGAUGUAGUUGGUGGCUCAUACCCAGCACUGGGGAUGCUGCGCAAAACUCCUCCCCUUCACGAUGAGGAGGAGAAAGAAGAAGAAGAAGAAGAAGAAGUAUUCAGACCAAUCGAUGCAAUACUCAUCACCGGCUCCGCGGCAUCAGCAUACUACCAAGGCGAGCAAUACGCCUGGGUCACAAAACUGCAAGAAUUCAUUCGACGGGUUUGGAGUCGGUAUCCGCACGUCAAGUUCUUCGGGUCUUGUUUUGGGCAUCAAGUUAUUGCGCAGGCUUUGCUGGCGACUCCUCAGAAAGAUUCAUCACUGGAGACGCCGCUUGUGCGAGUCGAGGCGUGUCCGAUGGGGUAUGAGAUUGGUAUCCAGCCUAUUGAGAUCAGUCGAGAGUUUGGCGCGACGGCGUUGGGGAAGACUUUUUCGAAAAGCUUGAAUGAGCGAGAUGGGGGCAAGUUGCAUAUACAGCUUAUCCAUGGAGAUCGCGUUAUUGGAUUCCAUCCCCCUUCGACUGCCGGUGCAUCGGAGACUUCUUCGUUACCUCCUGCUGCUGCUGCUGCAUUAACGGCCCUCCCUCAACCCUGGCUUAAUCUCGGGAGCACGCUCCUCUCGCCAAUACAAGGCCUCUACUACCCGGGACGAGUAUUGACGUACCAGGGACAUUUCGAAUUCGAUAUCUUCGUCAAUUCAGAAACAGUCAUUGAAUUCGGCAGAAGGACCGGUUGGGAUGCGCAGAUGGUUGCCGAGUCUCUACAAAAAGUCAAUGCAUGUGGACUUGGGGAUGAUGAUUCCAAAGCAGCGGCGGAGAUUGUCGUGCAAUUUUUGGCUGAGGAUGCUGAUAUUGCGAGGCAGGGUGUAACUGAAACGGGUGCACCUAUGAAGAUCGACUAUCCGAUGAAAGCAGAGACAGCUCGAUCGGCGGCUGCGAGUGGGCUUGCUACGCCCCCUGAGGAGAUGUCUUUACCAGUAUAA
Messenger RNA from Talaromyces marneffei, 1152 nucleotides. RefSeq lists its product as uncharacterized. Lineage: Eukaryota; Fungi; Ascomycota; Eurotiomycetes; Eurotiales; Trichocomaceae. The coding region runs from base 1 to 1152 and encodes 383 amino acids. The transcript has a single exon. Gene Ontology annotation, cellular component: nucleus; cytosol. The record is from RefSeq and is a predicted model, not a curated record.